AUGUCUUCGGCGGAUCUCUUAAGUCUCCCACUAGAGCUCCGCGAUGUGAUCUAUGGCUACCUCCAGGAAGAUAUGACUGUGCCCUUGCGAUGGGACGAUCACUGCGAAGGUAAAGACACCGCACCAUUCUACCUGGCCGACGUCGACAUCAAGAAUGCGCCUUACAGCCCCAUCGCCCUCGUGAACCACCAGCUGCGUGACGAGUACCUACACAACUCCAACACCAACGUCGCGGCCUCAUUAACCCUGAAAAUGAGCGUCGAUAUCUUCACACAUAGGACCAAUUGCACCGUCGAAGACGCCAUGCCGCGCCCCCCAGCAUUCGCAUUCAUCCGCGAAGCCACCAUCUUCAUCUACGUGAACAGCUAUCUCUCGAACGACCGCCCCUUUCCAAUCGUCUGGGACCCAAUCACACAUCUUUUCAAAGGACUCGUCGAAGCUGCGCCGAAGUUGCAUACUAUCCGCCUCGUCGCGCACCAGUACCGUUACAAACUGGUUGCACACGACGAAUUGGACGGACCGGCCUUCUCUCAGGUAUUCGGCGCAGCAACGCGGGAAGAAUUCUUCAACGCCGGUCCCACGCAUAUACACGGCAUGGCAGCGAAGAAGCGCGCAGAAGGGUAUAGAUUGGAUUACGGGACGAUUGAGAAUUGGGCUGUGGUGGAGCAGAGGCGGUUCAUGCAUCGGGUGGAGAAGAUUGGGGUUUAUUUGUAUGUAAGGGGAGGAGAGGGGGAUGGUGGUGAUUGCUUGACGGAUGAGAUUUUGAAGGAGUCUGGGAUGGAGAGGGUGGCGGAGUAUGGGGAUGAGGCGCUUCAGAUGGUGGAUGCUGCGGAGAGGGAGGUGGUGAGGAGGUGGACGGGAGAGAUGAAGGAGGUUAGGGAGUGGGGAGAGGAAGAGGUGAGGAUGGAGGAUGUGGAUUAA
Molecule: messenger RNA, 921 nt
Organism: Parastagonospora nodorum SN15
Lineage: Eukaryota; Fungi; Ascomycota; Dothideomycetes; Pleosporales; Phaeosphaeriaceae
Exons: 1
Coding region: 1-921 (306 amino acids)
Source: RefSeq, a predicted model, not a curated record